Messenger RNA from Cloeon dipterum, 1587 nucleotides. RefSeq lists its product as uncharacterized. The coding region runs from base 198 to 1304 and encodes 368 amino acids. Gene Ontology annotation, biological process: transport. The transcript has 6 exons. The record is from RefSeq and is a predicted model, not a curated record. Gene Ontology annotation, molecular function: transporter activity. NCBI's taxonomy places the organism in Eukaryota, Metazoa, Arthropoda, Insecta, Ephemeroptera, Baetidae. Gene Ontology annotation, cellular component: membrane.
CCCUUCCUAGAUCUCGAUGCUGCUCCCCACCGCCUUUUUAUCUCGCUCGCUCGGCGCGCCCGGAGGACCACCGAGAGACCGACUCACUGACUAAAUCCCCGGCGAGCAGGCUGCCACGAAAGGACACAUUAUUUCUGCAACCAGCUGCGAGACGGCUUCGCUCGGCUUUGCAUCAGGAAGUGUACUUUUUGCGAAACAUGGCAAGUGCAGAGUUUGCCGGCGGCGUGCAGGGCCUCCUCGAUGCUGUCCUCGCCGACACGCCGGCGCCCUAUUUGCCAGCCAACCCCCAAAAUGUGUCGGCGUUCAACAACUCUUUUUUCCCUGGAGAAAGGUGCGUCCCGGAUAUGAUCCCGUCCGUUGCGGAUUACCUUUCAGCUAUAGAAUUCGCCGGAAUCCUCUUGCUGUGCUUAGGGAUGGUCGCCCUCAUCUCCGUAUUUGUGCUUUUCGCGGACUGCGUUUCCCACGUAUUGCAACACGGCCUCCCACAAGCCAAGUCGAGCACUAUUCUUGUUAUUUCUGUGUACCCAAUUGUAGCAGUGGCUAUAAUGAUCGCGUCGAUUUGUCCACGCGCUCAGUUGAUCUCUGAAGCCACGACGCAGCUGGCUUUCACCACAGCGUGGUACAACUUCUUCUGUCUGCUCCUCGACUACAGCGGCGGCAAAUCGGCCAUCCUCAACUCCAGUCACAAUAGCUCGCAGAACCAAAUUCUCACGCCUAGAGUGCCCCCUCUGUGCUGCUUCUGGUGCUGCAUGCCGCGCCAAAUCGAUGUUAAACCGCAGAGCCUAGCGUUUAUGCGGUGUCUGGUGGUGCAGUUACCCGUGGUGCAGGGCCUGAUUUACCUCACGUUGAUGGUCGUGGCUGCCGAAAGCCUGUCAGUGUCUGCUGCCCAGCACACACUUUACGCGGCUCCCGUUAUGUUCAUUUCGAUAUUUUCAGCUUUGUGGGGAAUGGGAAUGCUUGCGCGAUUUUUGGGUCCUGGCCACCUUCAGGGCUACUUUGUGCCGCAGAAGAUGAUCUCGCUGCAGUUCGUGCUGAUCUUCUCGAAACUGCAGGGACUGGGCAUCCGCGUGGCCGCUUGGGCCGGCGCCUUUCCCUGCCACCCGUCGCUGCCACCGACCGUUUUUGCAAAUCUGGUUUACAACACUUUGAUGAUGACUGAGAUGGUGGUGCUGAUGGUGAUUGCCUGGCGCCUCUACAAGAGACCGCUGCCCGCCGACAAAAGCGCUCACUUCGCCUGCGAGGAGCCGCCGACAUCAAAGCUGCCGUCCAUCAGUAGCGUCAUUUCUGAGAGGGUCAGAUCGUAAAUCUUUUCUUUGUGUGCUUCAACACCUCUGGAUCUCCCAAAACAACUGCUUUCAAAGAGAUUAAUUUAAAUUAUUUAUUUCCCUUCACUGUCUCUUCAUUUGCUCCUUGAAGCGGUGAAAAUCACUGCGCGACCUUCAAUCGCGAGAGAGUGAACCAUUUCGUCUCGCAUGAAUGUAAAGAACAGUAUAAAGCAAGCCAAGCGAUAAACUUAAGAGAUGUCUUGACGUGAUUAAAGAUACGGAACUAUAUAUAGUUUUAAUUUAAUAAAACCUUCGAAGAAAA